Ctenopharyngodon idella (grass carp) is the source of this 8582-nucleotide messenger RNA. RefSeq names its product deleted in malignant brain tumors 1 protein-like. Bases 6990 to 8174 code for a protein of 394 amino acids. Gene Ontology annotation, cellular component: membrane. The record is from RefSeq and is a predicted model, not a curated record. The transcript is spliced from 9 exons. Lineage: Eukaryota; Metazoa; Chordata; Actinopteri; Cypriniformes; Xenocyprididae.
UGCUGAGAGUGUUGGGAUGGUUGUUGUUGCAGCACGGACUGUAUUCAGUGUGACACCAGUCGUCUUAUGUUGUUUAUAUCUGAUAGUACAGGCCGGGUUUGUUGUGUUUAAUAAAGUAAGUGUACGCAACUAGAUUGGCGUUAACCGUCUAUUCUAUUUAUAAUAGAGGAUAGAUUGAAACAUGGUGGCAGCGGUGCUUUGUGAAAAGUAAAAGCACAGAGAUUAGGAGACACGACCCAAGACACCGGCUGAGUAUGAUAGAGAGAGCGGAGAGCUCAGGCGCAGCGCGGAUGGAGAAUGCCCUGGGACUGAGACUGCCAAUAGCCCUUUGCCUAGACUCAACUAAUCUGGCGAAAUUGUGGAAAGAAGAGUUCACGCUGUAUAUGGAUCUUACUUUGGCGGACGCUGGCGAAGCCAUGAAGCUGAAAGUUUUCAGUUAUCUCAUUGGAGAGACGGGAAGAGAGCUGUGCGAGACCCUGAUCCCCACCUCGUCACCAGAUCGGACAGUAAGCAGAUUAAUAAGUGCACUGGAUUUUGUCAGAAAUCAGGGCUUUGAUGAGAACAUUGACAAAAUAUGAAACGGACUUAAGAAUGCUCGCCAGUACGUGCAAUUUCGGCCAGAUCAAAGACUCUCUGAUCCGCGAUAGAAUUGUUUGCGGCAUAUCCAGCUCUGUUUUGAGAGAGAGACUUUUAAGGGAGCAGGAUUUGACUUUGGAAAAAUGUGUGCAAAUCUGCAGGACAACAGAGCUGUCGCGGAAAAACAACAGAACGAUUGAAGGACGAGUGACAGAGGAAGUGCACGCUGUAAAACAAGCUGUGAGAAAAGAUAAAAGAGCACUGUAAACUGCAAGUUCUGCGGGAAAAUGCAUGAGAGAAAUAAACAGAAAUGUCCUGCAUAUGGGAAAAAGCGCAAAAAAUAAUGUGGAAAAGACAAUCAUUUUGCCAUAAUGUGCACAGAAAGAAAAAACAGUGUAUACUAUUACUGAGUCAGAUGAUGAAAGUUAUGAGGACAUCUUGUGUGUAACAGUACAGACAGUGAACACUGUGAUGAAGGAGAAACAGAGGCCGCCCUCAAAACUCUUUGCUGCCAUGCUCCCGGGAAAAGAACAGGUAAAGUUUCAGUUAGAUUGUGGAGCCAGCUGUAACAUUAUAUCUGUCAACCUGUUAAACCCAGCCAGACUAAUUGAAAAGACUGAGCAAGUGCUGGUGAUGUACAAUAAAAGCACACUGCAGCCAUUGGGGAAAUGUAAAGUUAAACUGAGAAAUCCUAGAAACAAGAAACUGUAGCGAUUAGAAUUCAUGGUUGUAGAUGAGGAGUCCGCAGUGCCGCUACUGGGCAGCAGGGCAGUACAAUGAAUCUAGUGAAAGUUCAGUAUGAAAACAUCAUGGCUGUGGAUAGCAUUGUCACCAAAGAGAUCGGGAAAGAUGAAAUGUGGAGCAUGGAUAAUAUCACAAACUAUGCUAAUGUGUUCCAGGGAGACGGAUGUCUGGAGGGUGCGUAUAAAAUAGAAGCAGACCCCACAAUAACUCCAGUGAAACUGGCAAAGAGACGGGUCCCUGUGGCGAUGAUGGCGCCACUUAAAGCAGAGCUGAGUGAUCUUCAAUGAAGAGGGAUCAUCACACCAGUAGACUGUAGCACAGAGUGGAUUAGCAGUCUUGUUAUUGUUAAGAAGCCAUCAGGAAACCUCAGGAUAUACAUAGAUCCAAGACCACUCAACAGAGCUCUGAAAAGAUGCCACUUUCAACAAUAGAUGAAAUACUGCCAGACUUGUCGAGAAAACCCCUGCUGAACACCCCAAAACGCCUGCAAAGAAUGUUACUUAGACUACAGAGAUAUGACAUUGAAGUCAAUUAUAUCCCAGGGAAGGACAUGUUGCUAGCUGACAUGCUGAGCUGCUCAUACUUACCUGAACAUGCAUCAGAGAGUUCAGUAGAAAUGGAGAUUGAAAGCAUAAACACGGUCCAGCAUGUACAUAUAGCAGAAGAAAGACUCCAGGCCAUCAGAUCUAUGAUGUGAAACAGCAGAAGGAGACUCUGUGGUCUCACAAACUACCAAGUAACCCAUGGUCUAAGGUGGGGACAGAUAUAUUCACUUUAGACAACAGAAACUACCUGAUCACCGUUGAUUACCUCUCUAAUUUCUGGGAGCUGGACUACUUACCUGACACACGAUCCACCACUGUCAUCCAUAAGCUGAAAGCCCAUUUCGCAAGACACGGUAUCCCAGAUGUUGUUAUCUCGGAUAACGGCCCACAAUACACAUCAGAAGAUUUCAAAAGGUUCAGUAGACAGUGGGAAUUUAAACACAAGACAUCCUCACCAGCCUACCCACAAAGCAACGGGAUGGCAGAAUCAGCGGUAAAGACUGCAAAACGGCUGUUGAAAAAAGCAAAAGCUGAUGGGAAGGAUCCAUACCUCGCCAUGCUUGAUCAGAGAAACACACCAUCGCAAGGGAUCAAAGCAAGACCAGCACAGCGGUUGUUCAGUAGGAGAACCAGAACUCUGAUACCCAUGCAUGACAACCUGCUACAACCAAAGGUAAUUCACACUCGACAAGAACAGAUUGAAAACAAGAACCGUCAGGCUGCAUAUUUUAACAGACAUGCAAAAGAUCUAGAUCCUCUAAAACAAGGAGACAGAGUUUGUGUCCAGCCAGAGGAAUAUAACAAAACAUGGAGAAAAGCGACAGUUGUGAAACCUGUGGACUACAGGUCUUAUGACGUCCAGCUCGACUCAGGGAACAUUCUGAGGAGAAACCGCCGACACCUCAGGAGGGACAGAAUCAUAGUAGUGGAAAACAGAGACUUGUCAGCCUGCGGAGGUGAACAGAGACAGUGUGACAGGCUCAAAACCAAGCACAGACACUCCUGUUGUUUCUAUUACAAAGUCUGGAAGAAAAGUGAUUAGACCUCACUACCUUAAAGACUAUGUACAGUAACCCACUAAUACUUACCUCCAUGCUCCGGCAAAUUUAGUUGGUAUAUUUGUUCAAAAAAAAGGAGGAAAAGAUAAGCAGUAAAGAUAAACAUUUUAUUUUGUUAUAAGAUUAAUUGAAGGGAAUAUGUAUUAGAAUGCAUUAAGAAGACAUUUACAAAUGCCACCUUACAGUUAUGAGUUACAUUUCAUAAAGUUCUUAAGUGAUCAAAUUGUCUUUUAAGGUUGAAAGUUACUUUGAAAAAACAAAAAAAAGAGAAAGGAUGUUGGGAUGGUUGUUGUUGCAGCACGGACUGUAUUCAGUUUGACACCAGUCGUCUUAUGUUGUUUAUAUCUGAUAGUACAGGCCGGGUUUGUUGUGUUUAAUAAAGUAAGUGUACGCAACUAGAUAACCGUCUAUUCUAUUCUAUUUAUAAUAGAGGAUAGAAUGAAACAGAGAGAGCGCGCGAGCAGAGUGCGCGGUCACAGAGGAGGAGGAGCUUGUUCAGCUCGCAGUCAGAACAGGACGUUUCUAUGGUGACAGACGCUGCGCAUCCUCGAUUCUUGUAACACAUCUUAAGUUUUUUUUUUAUUCUGUUCAUUGGUGAAACUUUUUUAUGCUGAAAAUAUAUUUUACUAAUACGAGGAACAAACCUGCAUCUAUAUUGAGUUUUUUUUAUGUAAUACUAAAUGUUUCUUCUAAUAGAAUGAAGCAUCAAACUCUUAUGAAAAGUCUAAAUAUUCAAGAUUACAGGGCAAAUUAAAGUUUUCCGUGAAAAACCUGAUAUUAAAUCACUCUUACUAAAGAUUACAUUCUGUCCCUCUGUGCAUAGACUAUAGUCUGUUACAACAGCAGAUAAAGUGUAAAAUUAAUGUGCAGUGAAAAUGAGCUCUACAUGAAACAAGUUACUUAUAAAUGUUGCUACAAGAGAAGAAAAACCAUUGAUUUCUGUCCUGAAACAUGUUCACAGCUCCUUCAUGCUCAACACAGGGACAGACCCUUGUAGUCUUCAAUAAGAGGUGUUUUGCUGCCAUCUGCUGGACAAAUACAGCAUUGCAGCAUUAAACAUGUUUAUUGCUGUUAUUUAUUAUUCUCUAAGGUUUACUUAUUUAUGUAGAUAAUAUUUAAUUUAUUUAAUAAAAAUCUCAUCUGAAUUGGUUAGCAAACAUUAUACUAUGGUGUAAUCAAAUUUUAUUUUUAGAAUAAAAGAACAAAGCAGUAAAAUAGUAAUAUUAUGCAUAAUUUAUCCAGAAACAAUAAGAUUAAAAUGUUACACUUUUUUCAAAUAAUUAAUGAAAAAAAUACUUCUACUAAGUUUUCCACUAAGUUACAAGUGUUUGAAGUGAUCAGACUUACAGAAAACACUCAUCAGUGUUGUAUGUUGUGUGUGCAGAUCCAGGCUUUGAUGCUGAAUAUAACCUGCAGUGUUUCUCUAUCAGUCUCUUUAAGUUUAGUUUGACUUUAUCUCCACGCUGACAUAUGACUGACACGAGUCUGUCCUCAGUGAAGUGUCUCUUCACGCUGGAGGAGGAGUCCCGCUCAUCAGCGCUCACACUUUAUUGAUAUAUAUGGAGAAAAUAAAAAUGCUGCUUUCUGAUUUGUCAGUGAUUGUGUUUGAUGAUUUCCUCUGUUGUGUCUAAUAAGGUAACAGUGAGUGUCAUUGGCAGCUGUGAGAGUCUCUCUCUCUUUAGGGGACUGACAGGAGCCAGUUUCUUCAGUGUGUUUGAGGGAGAAGAAGGAGAAACUUGUGUUUCGUCUGAGUUGAUGAAUUAGUGUGUGUCGAGCAGAAGGAGAAGAUGGAGAGUUGUCUGAUUCUGAUGUUUCUGUGCUAUAUGAUAAAGCUCACCACCUCUGACAGUGUGAAUGUGAGGUUAGUGAAUGGCAAUAAUCCCUGUGCUGGUCAAGUAGAGGUUCUUCAUGAGGGUCAGUGGGGAACAGUGUGUCAGUAUUACUGGGAUAUGGCUGAUGCUGCAGUGGUGUGUAGAGAGAUGGACUGUGAGAUGGCUGUAAAAGCAACACAUGGAGCUCACUUUGGACAAGGAUCAGGACCAAUUUUAAUGUCUGAUGAACUGUGGUGGAUCAGAGACUUCACUGAAAGACUGCAGAUCAGAGAGCUACAAUGCAUGGGUCUGUAAUCAUGAUCAAGAUGCUGGUGUCGUGUGUUCAGGUAAGCUUCUCCUCAUCUUUUUAUCACAUCACUCUUUCAUAAUUCUCACUCAAGCAAUAUAAUGUUUCUGUAUGAAGAUGAGGACAAACUGCAUCAGUGUCAAUCUUAUGAAGCAGGCAAUCUGUUUAAUUAUUUUGUUUGUGAUAUUAUAUUUGUCCCCAUUCCUUAUUUUCUUAUGGUAAACUAUGAAUCCUCAUUAAAUAUUUCGUGUCUUUUUUAUUAUUCACAGACAGUCUGAUUUGACAAUCUUAUUUACAUUCUUUAUUUAAUAAAGAUUAUAAAAUUAAAGAUGAAAGAUAAAAUUACAGAUACAAUUAGUGCAGAUAAAAUGUAUGAAUUAAAUACAUAAUGUCAAACAUUAAUGGAAGUUUUCUCUUGUGCUUCAAGUCAAUAAAGAUGUUUAAUUUUUUUGUCCUUAUAUUGCAAAGACUCGGUGCAAAGACUUGUGGACGGAUCUAACCUGUGCUCUGGGAGAUUAGAGGUGAUUUGUGGAAACACCUGGGGUUCAGUGUGUGCUGCUGCCUUUGACCAGCAGGAUGCAGAGGUUGUGUGUAGAGAGCUGGACUGUGGGGCUCCUGUACAGGUGCUGGGACCGUACGUCAACGGCACCGCCAAAAUUGUGUGGGGCAACGUUCCCAUAACGCUCAUAACUGGAAUUGAGAAAAAUGCCUGCUUCAUGUGCUGCAAUAAAGUUAUAAUAGGCUAUACUAACGUUAAAAUUAUUUCUACUCCAAUUCGUUUUUUAAAAUAUAAACAUUUAAUUGGUGGCUGUCAACUUUAUGGAUUUAUUCAAACAUGCAUAGGCUAUUGAAGAACAUUAAAAAUUAUAAUUAAUAUGUAAUCUGGUGCAUAUAUUUAGCUAAAUGCUCCUCUCAAUUUUUCUAGCCGACUUGACUAAUGAGUUUAUGGUCACUGAAUAAGUUUGUUCUGAGGUAAAUGUGUGUUUGUUUGUUUACUUGCUUUUUUUUUUAUUACCGUCUUUCCGCGGUUGAACACUGAGUAAGGAUUACACAAAACAUGAUAUGGAUUUCGGUAAGUUGUUCUGUAUCUUUUAACAUACAUUAAAAGAUACAGAACAACUUACCAACUUAUCGCGGGGCCCCACGUGCUUUGCGUGGUGGGUAAACAUGCGUGACAGUCAGACAAUAAUAAUAGCGAUAUCGCUAGUUAGCUGUGAAAGCUGAGACAUGAGUUUACAUGAUUUCUAAUAUAGUUUUAGCUUAUAUUAUAUCUUAUUUUAUAAACUAAAUUUCCUGAAAUUUAAAUAUGCAUCUUUAUUUUCUUAAAAAAAAUUUUAUGACAAGUAUUCAUUUCGGCUGUGACUGACAUUUUGUGAAUCUAACGUUAGUUAGUUGGCUAUCUAACUUUUCUCACACAUUGAAGGUUUCCCAAACACAAAGAGUUGAGGAGACAGUGGGAAGUAGCUAUAAGAAGGGAAGGUUUUUCCUCAAGCGAGUUCUCUGUGCUAUAUGCAGUGGGCACUUCAAGCACUUUGACAGGAAAGGUCAUGACUGUCAGGAUUAGGGAUGGAGCUGCACCAUCGAUCUUCUGUUUCCCUACUCAUCUACAAAGACCCGUUGCAACCAGGGCUACACAAGCCUCAAGGAAAGCUGAGGAGAGCCUGUCAGUGUACUGUUCUCACCAUUUCCAAGAGACUGAUCCUCUCUGCCUAAUGCUUGUCUCUGUAAGGUGGAGGAGGAGUCCUGUUCAUCAGUGUUGACGUGCAUUUAAUAAAUAAGACUCACCACAGCUGAAAACGUGAGGCUGGUGGGUGGUAAUAAUUCCUGUGCUGGUAGAGUGGAGGUUUAUUAUAAUGGAGAAUGGGGAACCGUGUGUGAUGAUUAUUGGGAUUUGAGAAACACUGCAGUGGUGUGUAGAGAGCUGGGCUGUGAUUAUACUUCAAAUACAAUGCAUGUUGCUCACUUUGGACCAGGAGCAGGAAAAAUCUGGAUGGAUAAUGUGAUGUGUAGUGGAUCAGAGCCCUCAAUACUCAAUUGCAGUAGUGUAGAAAUGGGUAACCAUAACUGUGGACAUAGUGAAGAUGUUGGUGUUAUCUGUUCAGGCAUCAGGCUGGUUGGAGGUUCUCGCUGUUCUGGAAGACUAGAGGUUCCUCAUGGGAACACAUGGAUGUCAGUGUGUGCUGCUGCCUUUGACCAGCAGGAUGCAGAGGUUGUGUGUAGAGAGCUGGGCUGUGGGGCUCCUGUACAGGUGCUGAGAGAAGAUGCUUUUGGAAAAGGAGACGCUCAGAUGUGGACACAAGAGACUCAGUGUAGAGGAAAUGAGUAUCAGUUUGCUCUCUGUCCAACUUCACCUUCACACAAAUGUUCCCAUGACAACGAUGUGAGCGUUGUAUGUGCUGAAACAGUGAGAUUAGUAGGUGGUAAGAGUUCCUGUGCUGGUAGAGUGGAGGUUCUUCAUGAUGGUCAGUGGGGAACAGUGCAUGAUUUAAGCUGGGAUAUGACUGAUGCUGCAGUGGUGUGUAGAGAGCUGAACUGUGGAAAGGCUUUAAGUGCAUCAAAGAAUGCUCACUUUGGAGAAGGAUCAGGAAAAAUCUGGAUUUCUGAUGUACAGUGUACUGGAUCAGAGUCUACAUUGAAGAACUGUAGAUUCAAUGGAUGGGGAAUAAAAGCUACACAUACUGAAGAUGCUGGAGUCAUCUGCUCUGGUUACACUGACCUCAGACUGGUCAAUGGUCCUGACAUCUGUUCUGGUCGAGUUGAGCGUCAGUACUUCAGUAAAUGGGGCACAGUGUGUGAUGCAUGCUGGGAUAUGAGAGCUGCCAGUGUCCUCUGUAGACAGCUGAAUUGUGGGAUUGCUGUGUCUGUUGUGGGAUCGGACUGGUUUGGAGAGGGAAGUGAUGAAAUCUGGGCUGAUGUGUUUGAUUGUGACGGGCAUGAAACAAAACUCUCAGAAUGUUCCAUCUCUUCAUGGAGUCGAGCUGAAUGUUCUCAUAGACGAGAUGUUGGAGUCAUCUGCUCUAGUGAGUUCAUAUUACAGAAAGAUUUACUGAUAUUAUGCUACUUAAAGGAUAAAAUAAAGUAUAAAUACAGUAUUUCAUCUCACUAUACAUGUGUAAUUUCACAACAUGUGUAAUUUCAUUUUAAACUGAAAGAAAAUAUUCUUGUCAUUUAUUUCUGUUUUUUUUUUAUGUAUGUAUUAUUAACUUGCAAUAUUUUAGUAAAACAUAAGAUCUUCUCCUCAGGUUCCUCUCUGGCUGUUCAUGAUGGUCUGGUGCGGUUGUCUGGAGAGAGACAGUGUGAGGGGGAGGUGGAAGUUUCCAUCCAUCAGGUCUGGAGGAGAGUUCUGCUGGACUCCUGGAGUCUCACUGAAUCCUCUGUGGUCUGCAGACAGCUGGGCUGUGGCUCUGUGCUGAACUUCUCCGGCUCCUCUUCAUCCAGUCCUGAACACAGUCAUGAGUGUUUGACGGGCUUCCAGUGCUCUGGGAGUGAAGCUCAUCUGGGGAACUGCAGCUCUCCACAAACUCUCAGCUGCAGCUCCACA